GUGAUGGUACGGGGGGAAUGCCGGUACCCAAAGGGUGAUGCUGUGGGGGGGAUGCAGACAACCACAGCGUACCACCCCCUUUUGUCGGCUGCCGAGAUGGAGGAGCGCUUGUUUUGUCGGCACGAGAAGGCCGCGUGGAGAGGGAUUUGCUGGGAAAAAAUAUCUAUUUCCCUAUUUCCUAUGGGGUGGAGGGGACCCCGUAUGGAUGCGGGACCCUCCGGAUCCCCCCGAGGUAUGAGCACGGCAGAGGACGCGAUGCUCCCCGAGGCCGCCAGAGUGUUUCCCGAGCAUUGCACCCGCCGGAAAAACUCACCCCGCCGUGAUCCUUGCGUCCCUCUGCCGUCAUGAGGGGCGGACCAGGAAGCUCCGGCAGCUCCCUCCUUCCCCUCCGCAGCAUCCUCAUCCUCAUCUAGGAAACGCCGGGAGGAUGGAACUCCCCGACCCCAGGCCGGACUGAGGCUCCAGCAAGGAAAACCAAGACAGCAUUGCUUUAUUGCAGCACGGCGGCAGGGCUGUAGGGUUUUACCCUCUCGGCGUUGCACAUUGCAGCAGGGAGAUGUUCAGCAGGUCGGGAUACCAGGCACUUCCCUUAGGGGAUUUUGACCGCUUCCAGCAGUCCAGCAUUGGACUGUACGGUGCACAGAAGGGCUUCUUCUCCUUCGGAUCCAAGGCAGACCCACUGGGACCGGCCAGGAAUGCUGCAGACUCCUCCCAGGGUUGGCUGUCCCGGAUCUGCCAUGGGAUCAUCACCUCCUUGGUCUUCCUACUGAUGCUCCUCACCUUCCCCAUCUCAGGCUGGUUUGCCUUGAAGAUAGUGCCUACCUAUGAACGAAUGGUCAUUUUCCGCCUGGGCCGCCUCCGUGCACCACAGGGCCCUGGUGUGGUGCUGCUGCUGCCCUUCAUUGACCACUGGCAGCGUGUGGAUCUGAGAACACGGGCCUUCAAUGUGCCCCCCUGCAAGGAUGGUGCCGUGCUCUCCAUGGGUGCUGAUGUGCAGUUCCGUGUGUGGGACCCCGCGCUGUCCGUGCUGGUGGUGAAGGACCUCGUGGCAGCCACUCGCAUGACAGCACAGAGCGCCAUGGCCAAGGCCUUGGGCAAGAAGAGCCUGCGGGAGAUCCAGGGGGAGAAGAUACGCAUCGGAGAGCAGCUGCUGCUGGACAUCAAUGACAUGACCAAGUCCUGGGGACUGGAGGUGGAUCGUGUGGAGCUGACGAUGGAGGCAGUGCUGCAGCCCCCCCGGGAUGCCCUGCUGGGACCUCUGGGUGCCGUAGCCCCAGUGCUGGAGGGUUCUCCCCCACAGCUGGCUUCCCACCUCCUUGACAGCGCACCCAGCGCCCCAGAGGCAGCAGACAGCGUGGUGACAGUGAGCGAGGUGGACCCCCCCAGGAGGAGGCCCAGCGUGGCCGAACUGCUCUCAGCUGUGGAGCCCAUCCUCUCCGAGGCUCUGGUGAGCCAGAUGGGAGCAUCCUACCAGGUGGACAUCAUCCUGCCCGGCGGUGCCCGCAGCACCUUCUUCAUAGACCUCUCCUCAGGCAGCGGGCAGGCUGGCUGCGGUGUGCCCCAGGGCAACCCUGAUGUGGUGCUGGAAGUGGCAGAGGAGGACCUGCAGGAGCUGAUGCUGGGCGAGCUGCGGCCCCUGGCUGCCUACAUGAGCGGGCGGCUGCGGGUGCAGGGUGACUUGCAGCUGGCCCUCCGCCUGGAGGAGCUCUUCAAGGCCGUGAAGCUGCACAGAUAGAGCAAGCGUGUCCCUGUGUGUGUGUCUGUAGGUGGGGGACAGCAGAAGAACGUGGUGAGGAUGCUGCCUGCCCUCCCCGUGGGAUGACAGGAGGCAGGUGAAGGCCUGAGCGGGGAAACUGAGGCAAUGGAGGCAUCGCCCCUUGGCUGAGCCCCUCCAGCUGCCAUUGUGCUUGUCUUUUCUCACCCCUUGCCUACAAUGCAUCCAGUGGGCACCCCAGCUUUGGGCCGUGUGGUACUUGCAGCUGCUGCCUUUUGGGGAGGGAGCAGAGGUGGCAUCUGGGGAAGGAGCAGCCAGGAGUUGCCCGUCCCAACACAAGAAGUGAUGGCGUUGAUUUGUGUUUCUGCAUUGUGUGAUGUGAGCUCUGCACUGUGUGCAUGGGGCUGCGUCCAGCCAUGUAUCCGUAGCUUUUUAUUUUGUAAGCUUCCUUUCUAUCCCAAUAAACAUACUCUAA
This is a messenger RNA of Meleagris gallopavo (turkey), 2189 nucleotides long. RefSeq names its product stomatin like 1 (gene STOML1). The record is from RefSeq and is a predicted model, not a curated record. Gene Ontology annotation, cellular component: plasma membrane. Lineage: Eukaryota; Metazoa; Chordata; Aves; Galliformes; Phasianidae.